Messenger RNA from Oncorhynchus tshawytscha (Chinook salmon), 3845 nucleotides. It is a transcript of the gene miga1, whose product is annotated as mitoguardin 1. The record is from RefSeq and is a predicted model, not a curated record. Gene Ontology annotation, biological process: mitochondrial fusion. The transcript has 16 exons. The coding region runs from base 733 to 2616 and encodes 627 amino acids. NCBI's taxonomy places the organism in Eukaryota, Metazoa, Chordata, Actinopteri, Salmoniformes, Salmonidae.
GUUCAACAUGGUGGGAUCUAUUUUGUGCCAUGUCGGUAAAAUAAUUAUGCGAGAAAUGGCGGUGGAAACGCCUUUAUGCCCAAAUAUUGAUAUAAUAACCAUCAUAUCGAAGUAAACUUGGAGUCACGCGAUGUUAUGUUGUGUGGUCCUACCACAACGUCUUGGGGAAUCAUGCUGUUUAUUAGGCUACAGAUUAAAUAAAUUAUGAUGAACUUCACAGCGUGAGGAAAAUGGAUGGUGACCUUCAUUCUCUUUCCCAGUAAAUAGCAAGGGUCUUUAUGAAGGUAAAAUAGUGGCUUAAGUGUACAAGUGACAUGACGAUCGAUGCUUGACUGCCAGCUGUUAAUCUCAUCAUGUAGACUAGCCUACCCGUAUCUGCCAGCUGUUGGCUAGAGCAGGGUUUGACAUGGAAUACGUUUGACAAUCCUACUAUAAAUAGAUUUAUUAAAACGUCGAAAUAGUUUGACUGUGUAGGAACAUGUCCAAGCUUUGCGCUGGGCUUUUAUUUUGAAAGCACCCCCAUCCCACCGGAAAACCGACCUUCUGAAUCAUGACGUUGCUCAUUGGAGAUAUGCAGAUUUUCUUCCUGAAGGUAGACUGCUCGCACGUGCAAGAGGCAGCUUUGGCAGCCGGUAUUGGGAAAAUCACACUGAAGCCUUGAAGCUUAAGAAGAAGGAAGAGGAUCGGACAGUGUUCCCUGCAGCAGGGUGAUGGACAGUUAAGACCGCUACGAUGACCGACGACUCCUUCACUGGUCCCUCCACCAAGCUGUCCUUCCAUCUGGCAGCCAUCCGCGUGAUCAACCUGCCCCAUACCCUCUAUAACUCCCUCUCACAGGUGAGCCUCAGUACAGGCACUAAGAAAGUAGUUGCUGCUACAGCCUUCGGCGCUGUGUCUCUCCUCUUUCUCGCCCGUCACUUCCAGAGGAGGAAAGGCAGGAAGAAGGGAGUCCAGUCACCCCAGUGGGAGCAGACGGGGACCUUUCAGUUUCCGGACCUGGCAGUUCACCAGGAGAAAGAUGCCUGCAGUUGCCAGAACCUCAGCCUGUCUCUCAACUGUAAGAAUGUCUACGCCUGUGGCCUUCUGCCCAACGGAGGACCUUACAGCAAGCUGUCUGUGUCACUACAGAGUCUGGCCUCGGUAAAGAGUAUCAACUCAUCCUGUACAUGCGCUAACAGCUCUACCUGCUGGGACAAACCUGGAGAUGAAGACAUCUCUAAUGUAGUCAACAUCCCUGUUACCACGCCUCAAAUACUCUACCUCAGGGGUAUGGAGCUGUUUGAGGAGGCUCUGAGGCGGUGGGAGCAGGCCUUAACCUUCAGUGGCAGACCAGGGGAGGAGGAGCCUGACUGUUCCUCUUUUAUGCUGGGGGCUGGAGACUCCACAGCUGAGGAGAGUAUAGAGGUGAAUACACUGGAGACUACAGCUGAGGAGAGUAUAGAGGACCUGAUCAGUGCAGAGUUUGUCCACAAGCUGGAGCUUCUCCUCCAGAGAGCCUACAGACUACAGGAGGAGUUUGAAGGAGCUCUGGGCGUCUCUGAACCAUCCUCACACAGCGGCAGCCACGAUAAAACUCGUGUGUUUUGUAGAGAUGAUCUGGAUGAUGUGUCCUGUCUCAAAGACUCCGUCAGCAUCGCCUCCAACGACUCCUUCAUGUCUGCUGCAGAGUUGUCAGAGCAGCACAGGGAGCUGCGUAGUGCCUAUGUCGUGGGGUCAUGCAUAGCUAUUAACCCCUUCUAUGAGGAGGCCAUACAGUUGGCUGAGGAGGGUAAGAUCUCCUGCAGAGUACACAGGACUGAGCUGCUGGAGUGUCUUGGGGACACAGACUUCCUGGCCAAGUUACACUGUGUGCGGCAGGCCUGUCAACUGAUUCUGUGUGAGAGGGCAACGAGGACUUUUCUGGCCGAAACCGGAAAGAAGAUACUGUCUUCCAUAAUUGUAAAAGCGCAUAAGAGCCCGAAGAGGUUUGAAGAAGUGUUUGAGGAGAUGAUUGUUUUCCUGGAGCACCCGGAACACUGGGAGAACACAGAGGUGGAGCUGGCCACGAGAGGGGUGAAACACCUGAACUUCUAUGACAUCGUGUUGGACUUCAUCCUGAUGGACUCAUUUGAGGACCUGGAGAAUCCUCCCAUCUCCAUCCAGAACGUUGUCAACAAUCGAUGGCUCAACUCAUCCUUCAAAGAGACAGCGGUGGCGUCUAGCUGUUGGUCGGUGCUGAAGCAGAAGAGACAACACAUGAGGGUGCAUGAUGGGUUCAUAGCCCACUUCUACUCUGUGUGUGAGCAGGUCAGUCCUGUCCUGGCCUGGGGCUUCUUAGGGCCCAAGACUUCCCUGCAUGACUUCUGCUGCUUCUUCAAGGAUCAGGUGCUGUUCUUCCUGAAGGAUGUCUUUGACCUGGAGAAGGUGCGUUACUUCAGUGUGGAAACUCUAGCUGAGGACAUGCUCCACCUCCUCCAUCGCCGGUCUGAGCUGCUGUUGGCCUACCUGGGGGCCGACUCCCACACCCUGCAGCACAUCAACAGCUGCAUCACUGCCACCCCCCUCACCACAACAGCCAGCCCCCAACUCCACCCCUCUACCCUGGAAGAGGCAGUGGGAAGCCAGAUCUACCCCUAGAUCUGAGAAGAUUAAAUGGGUCUCCAAAAGUGCAUAGGGUUGAUUUGGGAUUGGGCAAGAGACACCCAGUCCCAAAGUAACUGCUAGCCACUUAUGGGGAAUGGAUUAGGGGGUUGAUUGGGCAGAGACUGAAACUGAGCUAGUGUCACAACCCUUGUUCUCAACCCAGAUUGACAGAGAUGUCUUUAUAAAGGCCCCAUAUAAUGGUGACUGACUGGAACAUUUUCAUACCUUUCUGUCACUCAAGAAGCUUCUCUCCACACACAAUUAUCAUGGUGUCUGUGCAUGUUAUAAUAUGGAUGUUUCCCCAUACGAAAUCAUGCUUAAAGUAACCUUGGAAUGAGUGAUGUUUUUGACAGUAAGAAGUGUGCAUUGUAAAUGCAGACAGUAUUUUAAUGGGACUAUGGACAUGAGGGUUGCAAAAUUCCAGUAAGCUUCCCAAAAUUCCCAGAAGUGUUUGGUUAGAAGAUUCCUGGAAUCAGGAGAGAAUAAGCAUGAAAUCUGGGAAUCCUCCAACUGGAAUUGCAGGAAAAAUUUGGGGAAGUUCCCAGAAUUUUGCAAACAUAGACAUCAGUCUGAGCUGUUUUAGAAGCUAAACACUGCAGUUUCAUUUAGGUAUUUAUUUGACUGGCAUCUAGAUAUUUAGAGGGCAUGGUAUGCAACUGUCCUCUAGACGUCUAGGGAAAGAACCAUGGCACAAAGGUUUUAUAUGGUCAUUUCAUUAGACUAAUUUAAAUAAAGUAUAGGGUUUACUGCUCUAGUAUGUUAAUAAUGGGGCAAGUCAAGAGGGUGCUACGAAAUGAAAUGUCAAUGUAGGUUUCUUUGCCCUAUCAUUUUAACUAUUUAAUGAUUCAUUGUGUGAUUUAUCUACAAUAUUAUAACCUUCAUGUACUUGCCAGUGUUGAUUAAAGAAGAAUGUUAAUUUGCUGUGACCAUUGCUAGUUUCUAUGGCGAUUUAAGGGAAAGACAUCAGGAACAGGUUAUCGGAGGGGGGAGGUAUUGAAAUUGUCUGUUAGCUUCGAGAGAGAAAUGGGGGCUAAUUAUUUCUGUUUGGUAUUCUGUGUAUUUUAUUUAGAAAGCCCAUGUUUUCACUCACGAACCUGCAGCAACUAGUUUGCUUGUCAGUUGACGUUCUAAGUUAGCGCUGUUCUGCCGUUGAUCAUGCCAUUACAUCAUUCCAUUUACUCUGAACAUGCUAAAUUCUGAGUAAAUCUAACUUUUGAACCAUA